This is a messenger RNA of Beauveria bassiana ARSEF 2860, 2616 nucleotides long. RefSeq names its product U-box domain containing protein. The coding region runs from base 1 to 2616 and encodes 871 amino acids. The transcript has 6 exons. The record is from RefSeq and is a predicted model, not a curated record. NCBI's taxonomy places the organism in Eukaryota, Fungi, Ascomycota, Sordariomycetes, Hypocreales, Cordycipitaceae.
AUGUCGGAUGACGACGAUUUCGAUGGCGCCCCGCCACGCGAUGCCGUGGUGGAUCGGAGGGGCAAACGUCAAGUACUAGCUACCGGAUUUGGAAUGCCUUUCUUCUUAGCGUACUUGUUAAGUGCUGGCUUCGGGAAGACGGCUGCUUCCUCUAGCUACCCUGCAGUCGCACACCAUGACUAUUGUCGUAGUAAGAUCCGACAGCGUGAUUUCACUCGUACAUCAACCAGCUUCCAAAGGUCGGACGCUUCCCAAUCGGAAUGCAACUUGCUCAGCCCAAGGAAAAUAACGACUCUUGUUCUUGGACUGCCAGGAUUUUCGGUGCCGGCACGCAUUCUGUUCCCCCUUCAAUAUGGAUGUGCCCGUGCAAGAUUUACCGGUGCUGAAGAAAUUGACUUCUGUGAAGUUGAGUCUGCAUCCCAUCUUGCAGUACGGCGUAGUUGUGGCCAAGAUCCAACCGCCACCAGCACCCCGAGACAUGUUUCGAGUAGCAUGGACGACAAUGCACUCAAAGAUUCAGUCGAAAUAUCUACAAGAUCCUCUCACCUUACAAUAUUGAAUCUCAUCAAGCAUUGCGCACUGGCCGUUUUAAAAACCAUGGAUGACCAAGAUUCCCUUGGUAUUGUCAUCUUCUAUGAAAAGGCACUGACAUUAUACCCCAUCAAAAAAAUGAGCCCGCAGAACAAGAAUGCUGCCGAGCGUACUUUGCGAAACCUGACGACGCAGCGUGGAACCACCAAUAUCUGGGCGGGUAUUGACAUGGCACUGGAUAUGUUUGAGGAGGCAGACACUACCGGCCAGGUCCCUGCUAUUAUACUUUUGUCGGAUGGAGUGACAACUUGCGCUUAUCCCUCGUGCGGCUUGACCAACGCUUUGCGCGGACGGAUGCCAUUCAAACCCUCAAUACACACGUUUGGCCUUGGACCCAACCACGACUCAAGGUUGAUGGCUUCCGUUGCUAACAUUGGUGAUGGAACUUAUUGUUUUGUUUCGAACAUGGCCAUUAUGCAAACAUUGUUUGUGCACACCAUGGCAAAUUUGCGAUCAACAUAUGCUACUCGCGCGACGCUACAGGUAACUUGUACCAACAAUAUCGUCAUUUCCGACGACCUGAGGCAGAGAAGAGAUGACACCGAUGACGGAUCUCUCGCCUUGUAUCUGGGAAACAUACAAUAUGGACAGUCUCGCGACAUUGUGCUCAAAGUCCAACCAGCUCGAUACGAAGCCGCGAGUGCCCUGGAUCAAUAUGUUGCUGCCACAGUAACCCUGAGACCGGUCUUGGAAGGGCUUGGAAUGUCCAAGAAUAGAAAGUCAACAAUAUGCUUGGCAGACAAGUCACGAUUGCCAGAAGGUGAACUCGCCUACCAUGCAUCACGUGGCUAUAUAUGCUCAUUCUUGGCCGAUCUCCUCGGUGCAGAGGCAAAUGGUGACAUUCGUAUUCCAUUGGUAGACUUGGAAACCAGAUUGGAUAAUUUCGACAGCCUCAUUCACGAGAUUCCCGCGCAAGACUACCAUGAUGAACUCAACCGGUCUCUGAUGAAGGAUUUAAACGGUGCACAACUACAAAUCUCAACUGCACUUGACAGUGACGAACAUUACGAAAGCUGGGGUAAACACUAUCUGGCUGGUUUGUUAUCAGCCCAUGCGCGGCAGGUUCGCAGCUCGUUUCAGGCCGUCGGCCCGCUGCAAUACGGCGUAAAUAGUCGAUUGUUCAAUUCUUGCCACCACCGUCUGACACGGGUGUACAAUACUAUGCCACCACCAAAACCGGCGGCCCAGGCGAUUCGCAGUGGUACCUGUCCUACGGCGCACCGUGACGCGAGGGUACACAAUAAUGCAACUAGUCAGAUGCACAAUGUCACCGAACCAAGGCACGGAGGCGACGCCGCGUCGACCAAGCAAGAAUCGACCCAAGUCCUUGAGAGUGCCAUGCCGACCAUGCCUGGACAAAAAAGAUCUUUCGAAACCAUGAACUGGAAUCAGGAUGGCCGAAAAGAACCUGACGACGACGGCGACAGCCAAGCGACAGCCAUGACGCCCGGUCCCUCGCAAAAUGCGGCCUGCUUUGCGCACGGCACGCCCUUGACGCUCGAAGCGGGAGUGACCGCUGAGGUUCAGGACCUUCGCUACGGAGAUAUGGUUCAGACACUCGCCGGACGGCGCCUCGUCGUGGGUGUGCUGCGUACAUUUGUCGAGAACGAAGUGCUCUGCAGGUUGGGCGACGUCCUCGUUACCGCCUGGCACCCCGUCUCGUUUGACGGCAUCGCGUGGGGUUUCCCAGUGCACCUCACCGUGGAUCCGAUUAUGUACACGGGAGACGUCUACUCAAUCCUGCUCGAGGUGGACCGCCGACCGUUUGCCCACACGGUGCUGGCCGGAGGCCUCUGGGGCACCACGCUGGGACACGGCAUCACCGGCGGCGGCGAGGGCGCGAAUGACGUGCGCGCUCACCCUUUUUUCGGAGACUACCUAUCGAUAUGCGACAAGAUUGCGGUACUGCGUCGGAUAAAUGGCGCGUAUCAGUGCUAUGGGGUGACGAGGGACAGGAAGACAGGCUUGGUGAAUGGGUUCAGGACUUGCGAGGCAAAGCCUGAUGCGAGUGACGCUCAGCCUUGA